Cydia amplana is the source of this 868-nucleotide messenger RNA. It is a transcript of the gene qvr, whose product is annotated as protein quiver. The transcript has 6 exons. The coding region runs from base 279 to 752 and encodes 157 amino acids. Lineage: Eukaryota; Metazoa; Arthropoda; Insecta; Lepidoptera; Tortricidae. The record is from RefSeq and is a predicted model, not a curated record. Gene Ontology annotation, biological process: positive regulation of voltage-gated potassium channel activity; regulation of synaptic transmission, cholinergic; sleep.
UAAAUUGAGCGCGGCGUGAACUCACGAAUGUUAUCCGCAAUCCCUUAAAAAUGGGCUCGAAAUCGCUUUUAAACCUAAAAACCAUGUUAUAGAAUGUAUAAAACAAAUUAUUUAUAGCAAAAUUAUGUACGAAGCACGUUUAUAACGUUCGUUUCAUUGAAUAUUAACAUAGCUAGUGUUUUUUUUAUGUUCACCGAUGUUUUUCGGACUUUAAGAUGUUACUGGCCGCGGUGAUGGCGCGCAGCUGAGUCCAGUUCGAGAGCACGCCAGCACGCAAGAUGCGCUGGAUAUUUCCAGUACCAGUUCUUCUGAUGUCCUGGUUCGGAGUGGAGGAAGUAAAAGCGAACUCCUGCAUCCGAACCGCGUUAUGGGCACUAUGCCUCAGUCCCCUGGCUUCGGCCGAAUGUCAAACCCGCACGAUAUACUGCUACGAGUGCGACAGCUGGACGGACCCGCGGUGCAAGGACCCGUUCAACUACACGGCGCUGCCGCGCGACCAGCCGCCGCUGCAGACCUGCAACGGCUGCUGCGUCAAGAUGGUCCGCUACUCUAAGAGCCCGUACGAAGUGGUCCGGCGCACGUGCACUUCCCAGCUCCAAAUCAACCUGUUCAUGGUGGACCAUGUUUGCAUGAUGGAAAGUACAGGCACUGGCCACAUGUGUUUCUGCGAGGAGGACAUGUGUAACGCGGGCGCCGGCGCGCGCGCAGCGGCCUGGUUGCUCGCGCUUGCGGUUGCAUGUGCAUGGAGGUGAAGCGUAGUGAUGGGCGAGGUCGAUAAAUAAAGCUUAUUGGGUACUCGAAUAAAUGGUUAUCGAUAAAAUCGUUAGCUUCGGUACUUGACAUUUGGUCAUCAUAGUCCGAGAGCUUG